Daldinia childiae is the source of this 1095-nucleotide messenger RNA. RefSeq lists its product as uncharacterized. The coding region runs from base 1 to 1095 and encodes 364 amino acids. The record is from RefSeq and is a predicted model, not a curated record. Lineage: Eukaryota; Fungi; Ascomycota; Sordariomycetes; Xylariales; Hypoxylaceae. The transcript has a single exon.
AUGCGACGCUCCUCAAUGACCAAGCGUAGAGCAUGCUUCAUAGCAUGCAUUCUCCCUUGCGCAGCAGUAUACUACUGUCUAAAACACACCCUGUAUCUCGUCGAAGAAACUCUCGAUCUUGUAUACAGCGCCCAACAACGCCACCGCAUUAAGACGCGCAAGCGCCCUAAAUCAAGGCCUCUAGCUGUAAUCCCGACCGUACCCAAGAAAACAUCCGCUUCUGCCCCCACCAAAACUUCCUUCCUACAUCUACCCCCGGAGAUUCGCCUCAUGAUAUACCGCCUAAUUCUCGGGGACCCGGCCAUCAUGCAAGUCCGCCCCACGUACUCGGUAUGCGGCCCCCGCCCCGAGACAUGGGCGCCUAGACAGGGGAUCCGCGACGACGCAGACGAGCCGAGCAAGGCGCUCCGUCUGACCAUUGGUCUCGGCGGUUCGCCUCUGCGCCAGUUAGUCUCGCCGCCGCGUGCCGGGUGCGUCGUCUACGGAUGCGUGUCGCAGCUGAUCUGCGGCGAAACGCACUGCUUCGCCCUGACUCGGUACCGCCGCGACGAAGCCGUGUACUACACGGACUUGAUGCGCACCAGCCGCGUCGUGUACGACGAGGCGUUGGAUCUGCUGUACGCGGAACACACGAUUUCGUUGUUCGGGGUGGAAAUGGCGCGGUACUUUUGUCGUAAUGCUAGCCCGGAGGGUAUGAAGCGCAUACGCUUUGCGCAUGUGGCGCUUAUCAUCCCGUCUUCGAGCUGGAAUUCCCCGUUGCAGAAGAAGAGUGUCAAGGAUACUAUGAAAUUACUGCGCGACUCGCUGCCGCAUUUGCAACAGCUGGAUGUUGAGGUGGCGGUGACGUGGGGGCAGCCGAAGAACGCGGGGCGUUUCUGGAGCUGGUUGACGGGUGAUAGUGUGCUGGGGCAGUUUCACGGGCUGGAGAGGUUCGUGCUGAAGGCGUCGGCGUAUUUGCCGUUUACGAGGCGGCCCUAUGGGAACUGGGCGGCGUGGACGCCGCAGUAUGAGCUUUUGGAGUCGUGGGAUGAUGGGGAGUAUCAGGCGUUAAAGACGAGGGUGACAGGUUUGGGUGAAGUGGCGGCAUACUCUUAA